AUGGAAGAAGAAACCGUCCCAGCACAAGCCGGGCCAGCGCAAGAGCCAGCGCAAGUCGAACUAGCGAACUCCGAACUCCCAACGCACACCGAGCCGCCACCGCUCCCCUACUCGCUCCAUACAAGGAAGAAGUCGAUUUUCAUCUUUUGGACCAUUUUCGUGAUCGAUACAUUGGGCCAGCCUCUGAUCUUUUACUGGUGUCUAUGGUAUCUGACGGAUCUAUCCCAUAACGUGGUCUUUUCGAUCGUCACCGCGUCCCUGGGAGGUGUCUCAGUCUUCGAAUACUUUUACCGCCUUUACAAUUUGUUCCGCAAAAGCUCGCGCGCUCGACCCCUGAAUGCCCGCGUGUCAUGGCUGGAUUUUUUUCAAAUCAACUUCACAAUUGUGUGGUUGAUCUUGGCCGUCGAGCUUAUCGUUGGAUCGGUACCUCACGAACCAUAUGUGCGUCUCAUUGCCAUGGUUCUCCCGACCGUCAUGUUCUAUUUCGGCAUCGUCUACCUCUCUCUCGACAUCUUCCGUAUGAUGGGCUUUAAAGCCCCAUUCCGAAUUUCAUCUACUCCCAAGGGCUCCGUCAUGCCGACCGCUCUAUACGCUCUUAUUGAGGAUGUGGUUGCAGUAGACGGUGGUGGUGGACAGAUGUACCGAUACGCCCUUCGAACACGAUAUCUCUCGAGUCCCUAUUUCCGACGAAUGCUUUUCGAAAUGAACUGCUUCUGGAGUGGAGGAUCUAUUGUAUUCGCCGCUGCCAUUACCGCGGUAGUGUUCACAGUCGACGAACCCGUGGCAUUCACACUGGGCUGGUCCCUUCCAUUUGCCUGGGCCAUCGUCUGGACUAUAAUCACAAUCCCUUGGGUACAGAGUGACCUCCGCCGUGAAAAGAGAGCGUGGGCAGAGAAUCGUGGCCAAGGUGGUAUCCCUUGGGUCGACGAUAUCAGCGCACCCACAGCGCGUACCCGCUUCGCAUCUAUGCAAGCGAGCGUUAACCCCUGGGCUCGUGAUAAGCACAGCGCCCCUUCCACACCCUCUGAGGCUCCCGAGAAAGUGCCUGAUGGAGUCAGCAAUGGGACUCCCAAUGGAGCCUCCAAUGCCGGUGCUGAGGUUCCUCACGAUUCGAAUGCGACCCCUCAUGAGCAGACAUUCGGCGGCAUACCAGAUACCGAUCCGGCCAAGGAGGUUUCCCCCGUGUAA
Molecule: messenger RNA, 1188 nt
Organism: Penicillium arizonense
Lineage: Eukaryota; Fungi; Ascomycota; Eurotiomycetes; Eurotiales; Aspergillaceae
Exons: 6
Coding region: 1-1188 (395 amino acids)
Source: RefSeq, a predicted model, not a curated record